Tilletiopsis washingtonensis is the source of this 858-nucleotide messenger RNA. Its product is annotated as S15/NS1 RNA-binding domain-containing protein. The transcript is spliced from 2 exons. The record is from RefSeq and is a predicted model, not a curated record. Gene Ontology annotation, biological process: translation. Gene Ontology annotation, cellular component: ribosome. Gene Ontology annotation, molecular function: structural constituent of ribosome. NCBI's taxonomy places the organism in Eukaryota, Fungi, Basidiomycota, Exobasidiomycetes, Entylomatales. The annotation marks the transcript as partial.
UUCUCGACGUCGGCGCCCGCCGGCGAGAAGCGGCACCGGCGCACGGCGCGCCUGCGCAAGCGCCGCAACGAGGAUGCGCAGGAGCUCAAGGCACGCCUGCUCGAGGCCACGCGCCCCGACCCCGUGCGCGGGCACCAGAUGAACGACGGCGGGCGCGCCGCGUGGCAGCGCUGCGAGCUGGCACAGGUCGUGCUGCAGAAGGACGCCGUGUGGGGCGUCAAGGAGGACCGGCGCGGCAACCUCGUCGCCGUGCCCAGCACGCACGCCGACGACGCCGCGGCCGCCGAGGUGGCACAGAGGCUCGGCGGGCCGCUGCGCCUCAACUUCGGCCUCGGCGCCAAGGACCGCGAGCUGCUCUUCCGCGACCUGCCCGCCGUGCAGGUCGAGGACAGCAUCUUCCACGACUACUUCCGCAGCGCCGCGCCCGACAUGGCCGCCGCCGCGGCGCAGGUGCCGGCGCUCGAGGCGCGCGAAGAGGCCAGUGCCGAGACGCUCAAGCGCAUCCUCGACCUGCGCAACGCCAGCGGCCGCGGCAUCCAGGCAGAGAACAUCCGCCGCAUCGUCGGCCACUUUGGCAAGCGCGUCGGCGCGCCGCCAGACACGGGCAGUCCCGAGGUGCAGGCUGCCGUGCUCACCUACCGCAUCCACAACAUGGCCGACCACCUGGCGGACAACCACCGGCACGACCACUCGAACCGGCGCGCGCUGGCGCUGCUCGUGUACCAGCGCGCGCGCAUGCUCAAGUACCUCAAGCGCCAGAGCGCGCAGCGCUACGCGAGCCUGCUGGCGCGCAUCGGCGUCGAGGCGCGCGCCGUCGAGGGCGAGCUGAUGCUCGGCGGCAUGCCGAAGCAGCGGAGG